This is a messenger RNA of Monodelphis domestica (gray short-tailed opossum), 3840 nucleotides long. RefSeq names its product MRE11 double strand break repair nuclease (gene MRE11). Gene Ontology annotation, molecular function: single-stranded DNA endonuclease activity; manganese ion binding; 3'-5'-DNA exonuclease activity. Gene Ontology annotation, cellular component: site of double-strand break; nucleus; Mre11 complex. Lineage: Eukaryota; Metazoa; Chordata; Mammalia; Didelphimorphia; Didelphidae. Gene Ontology annotation, biological process: telomere maintenance; mitochondrial double-strand break repair via homologous recombination; mitotic intra-S DNA damage checkpoint signaling. The record is from RefSeq and is a predicted model, not a curated record.
AGGUCUUUCCUUCUUCCGCUUCUCUUUCCCGCCCGUUCUCAUCUAUGGAAGGGCCGGAGGCGGCCGCCGCCGGUGCUGUCUGAACCUCCCUCACGGCCCUUUCUCCUGCACCCCGGAGCUGACUUGGAGAAUUGGAACGAUAAAUUUCCUGAGCAGUAGGACCUUAGGCAGUAUUUGAAGCUACUUGGUGAUAUUGCUAGCCCAGAGCAACUGGGUUGAAGGUAGAGGAAAUGAAUUCUGCAGAUACACUUGAUGAUGAAGAUACAUUUAAAGUUUUGGUUGCAACAGACAUUCAUCUUGGAUUUAUGGAGAAAGAUGCAGUCCGAGGAAAUGAUACGUUUGUAACACUGGAUGAAAUUUUGAGACUUGCCCAGGAAAAUGAAGUGGAUUUUAUUUUGUUAGGUGGUGAUCUUUUUCAUGAAAACAAACCCUCAAGAAAAACAUUGCAUACAUGUCUGGAACUAUUAAGAAAAUAUUGUAUGGGUGAUCGUCCAGUACAAUUUGAAAUUCUCAGUGAUCAAUCAGUCAACUUUGGUUUUAGUAAGUUCCCGUGGGUGAACUACCAAGAUGGCAAUCUCAACAUUUCUAUUCCAGUUUUUAGUGUUCACGGCAAUCAUGAUGAUCCCACAGGGGCAGAUGCACUCUGCGCAUUGGACAUUUUGAGUUGUGCAGGAUUGGUGAAUCAUUUUGGACGCUCAAUGUCUGUAGAAAAGAUAGACAUUAGUCCUAUUUUGCUUCAAAAAGGCAGCACAAAAAUUGCUCUGUAUGGGUUAGGAUCUAUUCCAGAUGAAAGGUUGUAUCGAAUGUUUGUCAAUAAACAAGUAACGAUGUUGAGACCAAAGGAAGAAGAAAAUAGUUGGUUUAACUUGUUUGUGAUUCAUCAAAACAGAAGUAAACAUGGAGCCUCAAACUACAUUCCUGAACAGUUUUUGGAUGACUUCAUUGAUCUUGUUAUUUGGGGUCAUGAACAUGAGUGUAAAAUAGCACCAACCAAAAAUGAGCAGCAACUUUUCUAUGUUUCACAGCCUGGAAGUUCAGUGGUUACUUCUCUUUCCCCAGGAGAAGCUAUAAAAAAACAUGUUGGCUUACUGCGCAUUAAAGGGAGAAAGAUGAAUAUGCAAAAAAUUCCUCUAAAGACAGUACGGCAGUUUUUCAUAGAGGAUAUUAUACUUGCUGAUCAUCCAAAUAUUUUUAAUCCAAAUAGUCUUAAAGUAACCCAGGCAAUACAGAAUUUUUGUUUGGAGAAGGUUGAAGAAAUGCUCGAAAAUGCUGAAAGAGAACGUCUGGGAAAUCCUCGGCAGCCAGAGAAGCCACUUAUAAGAUUAAGAGUUGAUUAUACAGGAGGAUUUGAACCUUUCAAUGUUCUCCGCUUCAGCCAGAAGUUUGUGGAUCGGAUAGCUAAUCCAAAAGAUGUUAUUCAUUUUUUCAGGCAUAGAGAACAAAAGGAAAAAACAGGAGAAGAGAUCAACUUUGGGGAGCUUAUCACCAAACCUCCUUCGGAAGGACCUACCAUAAGGGUAGAAGAUCUUGUGAAGCAGUAUUUUCAGACUGCAGAGAAAAAACUACAACUUUCCCUUCUAACAGAGCGGGGGAUGGGUGAAGCAGUACAAGAGUUUGUAGACAAAGAAGAGAAGGAUGCCAUAGAGGAGCUGGUAAAAUACCAGUUAGAAAAAACACAGAGAUUUCUUAAAGAACGUCACAUCGAUGCAGCAGAAGAUAAAAUUGAUGAAGAGGUACGUCAUUUCAGAGAAAGCAGAAAAAAGAAUACAAAUGAGGAGGAGGAGGAGGUUCGAGAGGCAAUGAAUAGGGCCAGAGCCCACAGAGCAGAGGCAGAAGACUUAUCUUCAGGAUUUAGUGUUGAUGACCUAAUGAACAUAGAUAGGGCAGAACAAAUGGCCAUUGAUUCAGAUGACAGCAUCUCAUCAACGUCCUACAAAGGAAGAGGCCGAGGGAGAGGCCGAAGAGGUGGAAGAGGACAAAAUGCAGCUAGAGGUGGUGCUCGCCGAGGAAGAGGAAGCACUCAGGAGAUACCUGUUCGCAGCCGGGGUUCUAAAGCCUUUACAUCUUCACCAACAAAAAAUAUGUCUAUCAUUGAUGCCUUUAAGUCUGCACGACAACAACCUACCCGUAACACCACUAGUAAGAAUUACUCAGAGAUUAUUGAAGAUGAUGAUUCUGACAUGGAUGAUGACUUUUUUCCCACCACUUCCAAAGUAGAUCAAAAGUUCUCAAGCAUUUCAUCUAGUCGAAAAAGUUCCCAGAGCCAGAUAGCUAAAGGAGUUGAUUUUGAAUCAGAUGAGGAUGAUGACGAUCCCUUCAUGAACAUGAAUGCAUCCAGAAGAAGUAGAAGAUAAUUUCUGUUAGCUUUUUGAAUUUAAUGAUAGUCUGAAAUACUCAGGAUUCAUGAAACAAUCAGAAAACCUUACAGAAAUUUUACAGUUGAAUUUAUUUCGUAAGAACAGCUUGUUUUGUUAAAUAUUUCUUUUAAAGUUGCCUGUGUUGCAUUUGACAGCAGAGGAAUAUCUUGAAGUAAAUGGAUGAUAAUUAAGAGACCAGGGUGUAAGAGCCCAUAUUUUUGAGUAUUUCCUUAUUAUGGUUCAGAGAUUUUAAUUUAUCAGACUAUGCAAACUUUUCUUUGCAGUUCUAAGGUACACUUAAUGGUAUUGUGCUUUAAUUUAUCAAGCUCUUACCACUCUGACAAUGAAGUAACAUUUGCCUAACACACACACACACACACACACACACACACACACACACACACACACACACACGCACAGAUAUAUAAACUGAGAGCUUUAUUUUCUUGAAUGUUGGUUGAGAAAAGGAAGAAUAAAAAGAUCUAUUAAUGUUCAUUGCUACUCUGAAGCAAUAAUAAAUUUAUGUUACGGUUACCAUUUGCAACUAUAGUGUGAGGAAAAUAGCAUAUAAAUUAUUUUCAUAAUCCAAAUUAGAUUAGAUUCUUGAUCUCCUGCUAGUAAGGCUAAAGAGACAUAAAAACAAACAAAACUCUGAUAAUCCAGGCUCCAUCUCUAUUGCAUAUUGUUUUUAUUAUCUUUUCCUUGUUACAUUCUGUUAUGACUUAGUGUUUAUAUUUUUCACAUAAUUUCAGUUCAGUUCAAUCACCAUUUACUUAGCUCCUAUAUUGUACAGCAUUACCCAAGCUCCUAGAUCCCAUAAAUGAUUUAAAUAGUCUCUUCCUUUAUAAUGAUGCUUACGUGUGGGCCAUGUAGGUACCAUACCACAAGUAAGACUUAAAGAAUCAGAGUAGGCAUCUUUCACUUUCAUUGCAGAUUGGCACCCCAUUAAACCUCAGCUGAUUCCUUCAGAGUAGUUGUGAUCAGUUUUCAUCAUUUGAUCCUCACCCACGUGGUGAUGAGCCUUUCUGACAUGCAGUCAAUAACAGAACUCAUACUUGAAGCCAUAUCAGCUUGGUAGAAGCCCCCAGAAUUAGUGCUCCCCAGCUAUAACCUUCAAGAACAUAAGAUCAUGUCCACAAUAUAAGGCAUUAGAAUAGGACUUUAGUGGAGGACAUAUAACUUUCAUGCAAAUGGUAUGUAAGUCCAUCUCAUAGAGGUACAAACUAAAUGAAGAUGGAGGGAGGAAAGAUGAAGGAUUAAAUCCAAACUUUGGCACUAUUGUAUACAGUAAACUUACUUUUAGGCAUAAUUAUGCAGGGAAUUUGAUUUCUGGUUCAAUAGUAAAAAUUCUAAAGUACCCACUGAGAAUGAAUAAUUCUUUGUAUUUUCCCCAGUCCUUAUUGAUAAUGAUUUUAUUUUCUGAUGUAUCAUGCACUUGUUGUAUAUUUCUAGAGAAAUAAAAGUUUUUUAAGAAAACAAAAAA